Molecule: messenger RNA, 3675 nt
Organism: Eucalyptus grandis
Lineage: Eukaryota; Viridiplantae; Streptophyta; Magnoliopsida; Myrtales; Myrtaceae
Product: pumilio homolog 12
Exons: 7
Coding region: 954-3263 (769 amino acids)
Biological process (GO): post-transcriptional regulation of gene expression
Cellular component (GO): cytoplasm
Molecular function (GO): mRNA binding
Source: RefSeq, a predicted model, not a curated record
UGAUUCCCACGCGCAUCGGCCGAGCCGCUCUGAUUGUAUCUGCAUUGCUGUUCUCGGCGCCUUCGGUUCUGUUCUCGCGUUUCGGCGACACCCUUUUGGUUUCGGGUCGUGUCUCCGCCCCUGCAAUGCGAGGAUCGCGGUUUCUUGGGCGAUCGUGGCCUGAUCAUCGAUGUUUUGUUGAGGGGGGGUUUUAGCACAUUUUCGUCAGUUGGUAUCAUGCGGGGUCUGAGUUGUCCGUUUAAUUUAUAUUCUUUUCCGGCGCAGUGGACGUAAAAUUCGAGGAGAAAAAUGUUCUGCGAUUUGGGUUGAUCAGCCUGGUGAUCGUAAUGUAAUUCUGGGUUGGCGUGUUUCAUUGGCUCGAUUGUGGACUCGGAGGGUUUUGGCUUUUAUGGUACUUCGAUUUUUUUUGUCUUUCUUGGUUUUGACGGAUGGUUUACCUGAGUAGUCCUGCUUUGGUCUAUGUUGAUCUUUCCGUUGAUUCUUUGUUCCAGUGUCAGCUAAUAGGACGACUAGUAAUUUUUUAUUUUAAUUUAUAAUAUUUUCUUCUUGUCAAGACUCCUCACUGCAUUGGAGAAACGACAGAACAGUGUGAUUAUUUGAAAAUGGUGAUUCUUCUUUUCUGUUUGGCAGAAUACAGGAGUAGUCAGUUUUUGCACAAGAGCUUUGCCAUCAUCUUUCUUGUCUUCUCAUUUGAAGAGACGGUGGUGUUCUGAGUUUCGUGAACGCGAAUUGUAAAAUGUCUCCUAGUUUUUUUCCCUGCAUCGAACUCUUGUGUCUUUUGUUUAUCAAAAUUAAUUUGUUUCAUUGAUGGGCUACUGAAUUGUUGUAGCCCUCCAUUUUCAAAUCUUUGAUCCCAGUAGAACUUUGGCAGCAACUGCAAAGGACUUCUGGCAGCUGCUCUAGCUGGCAACUUUGUGGCCGCUCUAGUGUCAUUCGACUUUGUGAAGUUGCAAAUGGAGGAAGGCAAACGUGAAAUAGAGUUCGAUGAGUUCGAGAAGCUUCUCGGUGAGAUUCCUAACCCUACCUCUGGGGAUUCGCACACUGGGGAAUCUGGACUGAAAAGGGCGUGUUUGGAUGAUAGCUCGUUGCCCAUACUUGUCGAUUCUUGCAGAGGGCCUUCAAGUGAGAAAUAUUCAACCAAUGGGGGUCUGCAUGUAUCGAUGAAUGAAGUUCAGCGAUCACUUGUUGAAACUGCUCAAAUGGAGGGAAGGAAGCUGCCAGAUGACCAUUCCUUCAUAUCUGCUUUUGCAGAAUUGAGCUUUUCCAAUGGACUGACAUCGGAAGCUGUUAAUCAUCCUUUGACUAAUUGUAUGUCCAUGCCAAAUGAUGCCAUUUGCUCAGGAAGCCAGUACCCUGUCAGCUUAAGGUUUCAUGAUCUGGCCGGAGAGUCCCUAUGUAACAAUGUAUGGCAAUCGGAAGAUGGUGGCUUUUAUGGUUCUAACAAGUAUUGUAGCACAGAGUUUGGCAAACAGAAUGCAAAUUUAGUAGAAGUUAAUGGUGAAGUUCACCGUGGGCGACAAAUCGGUACUUGCCAGUCAAUUGAAAAUUAUGCUACUGCAGUGCCAAUCAGCGGAGGGGUUCCUCUCAUACCGAAUGUACCUAUCCCGACCCAAGAGUUUCCCAUGAUCCCUAAUAAGCCACACUAUUUCACGAAUCAGCAAUCUCAAUUCUCUUCCUUCUAUUCACCACGACAAAUGCAUGAGUCACAAUUUCCUUGCAGAAAUGUAGAGGAGGAACACUUCCACAGUAUGCAUCAGCAACACCUGUAUCUGCAGCACUUGUACAGACAUCAGUUUGAUUCUCAGCAUGCUGUGCAAGAUGGUGCCUAUCUCGCCACUAGGGUAGUGAAUCAAAAUGCCAGUCAAUCACAUUAUGAGAUGCCAGUGGCUCACUUACUUGAACAAUCUAAGCAGGGACCAUUUUUACGCUCGUGUGGAAAUUCGCAAUGUAAGCAACCACAUGUCGAGUUUUCUUCUGGAGAUGUCCAUUCUGUGCAAAACUUUGGAAGAAUCUCCGAGCAGGUUGUGCCAGAAAAGAUUCUGACAAGAUCAUGUGGCCUAAAUGCAUUAAGAGCUUUGAAAUUUGGCUCUGUCCGAGGAAAUGAAUUACUAAGCCACAUCAGCCGGAGUGGAAGAGUUAAUUUGAAUGGUCAACACUUGCACAACCUGUGCAAUCCUAGUACUGGAUGUUUCAGAUCAGAGAGUUUGAACCAAUGGGGUUUGUUCCCUGAUACAGCCAGUCUUAGAAGUGCUGAUCUGAGGUUGCAGAGGUGUAACAGUCUGGAUGAAGUCAGCGGAAGAAUAUAUCUCAUGGCCAAGGACCAAAAUGGUUGCCGUUUUCUUCAAAAGAAGUUCUCUGAGGGAACAAGAAAGGAUGUCGAGCAGAUAUUUUCUGAGGUCAUUGACCAUAUAGUCGAGCUGAUGACAGAUCCUUUUGGCAAUUACCUGGUCCAGAAGCUGCUUGAAGUGUGUGAUGAUGAUCAGAGAAUGCAAAUACUUCAUGUUAUCACUAGGAGACCGGGUGAUCUGAUUCACAUUUCAUGUGAUAUGCAUGGGACCCGAGUUGUUCAAAAGGUUCUUGAGACCCUUAAAACUGCAGAGGAGUUCUCUGUUGUGGUUUCUGCCCUAAAUCCCGGUAUAGUUAUUUUAAUGAAAAACACGAAUGGUAAUCAUGUUGCUCAGCACUGCCUACGCUACUUACCGCUGGAAUACAAAGAGUUCCUCUUUGAAGCUGCUGCCGCUAAUUGUCUCGAGCUGGCUACAGACCGCCAUGGCUGUUGUGUGCUUCAGAAGUGCCUCAGUCACUCUGGUGGUGAGCAGAAAUGCCAUCUGAUCAGUGGGAUCACAUCCAACGCUCUAAUUCUUUCACAGGAUCAAUUUGGGAACUAUGUAGUGCAAUUUAUUUUUGAGCUUCACGUGCCCCAUGCAACAAGAGAUAUACUUGACCAAUUGGAUGGCAAUUAUGGAGACUUGUCCAUGCAGAAAUAUAGCAGCAAUGUUGUGGAGAAAUGUUUGAAAUUUGCUGGUGAAGAACAUCGCACUUGCAUUAUCCAAGAGUUGAUAGAUGAUCCUCGGUUAGCUCAGAUCAUGCAAGACCCUUUUGGCAACUUUGUCAUCCAAGCUGCACUGGAAAAAUCAAAGGGAGCUCUUAAAGCUGCAUUUGUGGAUGCUGUAAGGCCCCACGUUCCUGUGCUUCGGACAAACCCAUAUGGCAAGAAAGUUCUCUCAUGUCCCUCCUUGAAGAAUUAUCGAUGGUAUGAUUGACAGAAAUUCUCAAGCUCUGGAAAGAGCACAGAAGGAGAGCUUGCAAUGAAGUUGGCACGUCUCAUUUCAAGAUUUUGUAACCUUCGAGUAGGACUUUGAGAAAGAUAUGUUCCAAGAAUUGUAAAGCAGCAGCUGGAAGUUUUUGUUGUUCCUUAGUCCAUACACAUCCUUUUUUAACUUUUAAGUUUUGUCGGACUAUUGUGAAGCUGAGCUUCUAGCACGGUUCCAGCAUAGAUCAGCAGUUUUGCACAGAAAAAUAAGGAAUUGUAAAGGUGUAGAGUACCUUCAAGCUUAUGCAGGGCGGAGCUCUGUUCUUUUGAUCUAGCGGCUUUUGCGCCCUAGACCUAUGUUGAUCUCUGUACAUGCUUUGUUCGUAUAUUUCUGUUAUAGAUCGUUGUUCAUUCAAUGGCAA